This is a messenger RNA of Peromyscus eremicus (cactus mouse), 3508 nucleotides long. Its product is annotated as KIAA2012 ortholog. The transcript is spliced from 21 exons. The record is from RefSeq and is a predicted model, not a curated record. The coding region runs from base 1 to 3279 and encodes 1092 amino acids. Lineage: Eukaryota; Metazoa; Chordata; Mammalia; Rodentia; Cricetidae.
AUGCUCACCCUCUCUCUCCUGAGUCGGGGACACGGGAAGUUGGUCCAGAAUAAACAGAAGUUGGAAGUCUAUUUUGAACCAGAGGACUAUUUGAACUGGAAGUCCCCAGAAGACUAUGUCCUGGUCAGUAACCCCCAGGGUGGGGACAGUGCCAGCCAGCACUCCUGGAACCUCUUACUUCCUAAGACCUUCAGCACAAGAAAGGGAGCGCUGAUCCUAUACUCAGAGGGGCUAGCUGUGUCAGCCUGGACACCCAAAGAGAGGAAAAGAGGUCACAGGAAGAAGCCAGACCUUGAACUGCACACGCUUCAAGACCUCAAAGAAGCCAUUUUGGCAUACGGAAGGAGACAGAGGGAGCAGGACAGAGCCUGGCAACCUUACCUCUACUUCCGAAGCAAGUCAAAGAGCCAGACCCAACGGCAGAUCCAGCCUGGAUAUUCGGCCAAGAGAUACCUCCGAGGCCUUUUGCGGACAUGGUGCCCUGAUACCGUGUACAGACUCCAGUGUGCAGGACACAUCAAGGAUUCUGUGCUGCUCCAGGACAGUCAGCUCGGGGUACCCAAGAAUCUCCGGCCACAUCAGGAUCUUUCGGGUGUUCCCCCAAAAUACCAUCUCCUGCCUGUCUUCCCUUCCUUUUGGAUUCAACAGAGACCAUCUUAUGAACAAGGUACCAGGGAAGAUGAGAUUAGUGCAUACGUGGACCAGAGCCACAGCCAUCAGUGGACUCACAUGACGUCACUCAGGAAGCAGCCACAGCAGGAAGACGAAACCCGAGCCGAGGACACAUUGACAGAGAGCCACCUCCAUGUCCACGCUUCAGAGGAAAGUCACAAUGCAGAGCCUCAGCAAGCCUCCAGGCAGGCCCUUGGGUGUGCCCGCCUCGGUCACCUUCAGCUUCCUCUUGACAACUCCCUCUACGCGUUCUCCGGUGGUGCCUUCCCAGAUAAACAAGGGAACGUGAAACCCCACAAGGCCAGAGGCGGCUGCUUGUCACAGGAGCCUCCUGUUGAAAGAUGCCUUUUCCCACCUAUAGCAUCUGCCACGGGCUCAGAACAAAGGACGUUUGGGGAAACAAAGAAAAAGAAGGCACCAAAGGCUCUGAAAUUACCUCCUGUUUCAGAAGAACCCCCCAGAGUCCUCAACCCCCUGAGGAGCCAAUUUAAGGCCAAUGAACCCCCAAUGGAGCUCUUCAUUAUCCCAAUGGAGAUUCAUUUCCAUGCCCCACAGCCCCCCAAAGAAAAGGCCUGCAGAAGAGCUGCUCAGCACCCUGAAUCAGAUCCAGAACCAGAAGAGGCCACGCCUCUAUGGCGGCCUCCCCUGAAGCGGCUGUACUUAGAAAGGCCAAGGGGCAUCACGGUGCAUCUCCCGGUGGCCAGUGGCCAGGACACACCCUCACCUCAAGGAGAUGGUGAUAGCCUGGCCAAGAGCGAGGACCAACCCCUGCACCUCCCGCCCCCGAAUAAAGGGGAAAAAAGUCCAGAGAUCCGGAAGGACAUGGACAGCUGCAGGACAUCAGCCUGCAACAGUCCCACAGGUCGCUCAAAUGAGGGGGCGCUGCCAGCAAGACCAGAAAAUUCCAGAGACCCCACACUGGGACACUUCGUGCGGAGUCCAGAUGGUGAAAAGGUCUGCCUGUCGCUCGGGGGGCUCUCGGGAACAGAGGCGCUUCCACCGGGACAAGCAAACACUGAAUCCAGAACCAAUCCUCACCGAGAUCCUUAUGCAGCCUCCUCACCUUUGACUCAAGCAACAGAGACUCAGGAACGUGGAGAUGAACCUGACUCUCAUGAAGAACCAGGAGGACCCCAUAGAGGGAAUGAUGAAGACGGCCAAGACCCAGAGCCGAGGAGCGUGACCCUUGACCCCCUCAGUACUCCUGCGGCUGAGCACAACCAGACCUCCGAGGCUGACACCGUAAAAAGCACGGACAGAGAUUACGAUGUGUACCGCCUGCACAGAGGACUGCUAGAACGUGAGCCUGCAUCCCCGGAGAAGCUGGGUUCUGAGACUGCAUGUCUUCCUCUAAGAAAAAAAAAUAAGAAAAUGGAAGCAAAAUUGUCCAACCAGCAGUCCUCAGCUGCCAUCAGUCACGGAAGGGAUUUGGUUCACAAGCCUGAGAGGAAGAAAAAAACCAAGACAGACAAGGCCAGAGCCCCCAGAACAGAGCGAGAAGGAAGGGCCCUGGGGCAAGCAGAGGCUGCUGGAGGGAAGUCAAAGGAUUCAAAAACUGAAAAGAAAUCAGGGCUAAUUCCAAAAGAAAAGAAACCAGGCACUAAAAUGAAAAGGGCACACAGAGAAAGGGACGUGGAGACGGCGGCAGAGCUGAGUGAGCCCGAUGUCAGCAACGCCAAGGAAGCAGGUGGCACCUCAGAGAGAGGGCUCCUCCGCUCACACUCUGCCGCUGAGGAGCCUUGGCUUUCUCCUGAAUAUGAUGCUCUGGAGAGCCAGGUUUCUAUAGAUGGAAGAUCGUCACCCACACAGGCCAUGGGUGCCACUACCAACGUGGAAUCUGAGGAAGAGAGAAGCCCCGAGGACCCUUCCAAGGCCCUCCUGGAUAAGAGGCAGCAGGAGAAGGCUUCUCGAGACAGAAUUCGCAUAGAGAGGGCAGAGAUGAGGUGGCUGGAGGUGGAGCGGAGGAGAAGGGAGCAGGAAGAGCUGACCCGGCUCCAUAAGGAGCAGCUGGAGAGAGCGGAGAAGAUGAAGGAGGAGCUGGAACUGGAGCAGCAGAGGCGCAUUGAGGAGAUCCGCCUGAGAAAGCAGAGACUGGAGGAAGAGCGGCAGCGGCAGGAGGAAGCCGAGAGGAAGCGGAGACUCCAGCUGCAGGCGGCCCAGGAGAGAGCCCGGCAGCAGCAGGAGGAGCUCCGGAGGAAAAUGCAAGAACUGCAGAGGAAAAAGCAGCAGGAGGAGUUGGAGAGGGCCGAGGCCGAGAAGCAGCGGCAGAAGGAACUGGAAGUGCAGUUGGCAGAAGAACAGAAACGCCUGAUGGAAAUGGCCGAGGAAGAGCGGCUGGAGUACCGGAGGCAGAAACAAGAAGCGGAAGAGAAGGCUAGGCGGGAGGCUGAGGCGAGGAGGCAAGAGGAAGAGGCAGCAGCCAGGCUGGCGCUGGAGGAAGCCGUGAAGCUUGCGCAGGAGCAAGCCAGGCAAAAAGCUGUUUUGGAGAAACACCUUCAUUUUCAACAAGAACUCUUAAAGGAAGCCAGUGGUCUGCAGUGGACACAGAGCAUUUCCAGACCGUGGGUCUACUCAUACUUCCAGUUCCUACAAAUCCCCAAGCCAUAAGGCUAGAAGAAAGCAAAAAAGUAAGUUGAGAAAUGGUGGCAGAAGUUAUACUUCUAUAAUAAAGCUCCAGCCUGAGCUCACUUAGCUCCAUUUUAUCUGACUUACCUCAACCCAUACCUCCCACUUUCUUUACCCUGGAACCUAUUCCCAGCAUUCCUGCACACUCCACACACCCAGUUAACUUUUCACUUACUUAAAUCCUGUUGUGUUUUUUUAGGACCACAUUAAG